Molecule: messenger RNA, 1140 nt
Organism: Drosophila eugracilis
Lineage: Eukaryota; Metazoa; Arthropoda; Insecta; Diptera; Drosophilidae
Product: voltage-dependent anion-selective channel
Exons: 3
Coding region: 73-1104 (343 amino acids)
Biological process (GO): monoatomic anion transmembrane transport
Cellular component (GO): mitochondrial outer membrane
Molecular function (GO): voltage-gated monoatomic anion channel activity
Source: RefSeq, a predicted model, not a curated record
UCGAAUAAAGUGUCUAGUUUCAUUCCGACAAAAUUAAAACAGUGUACAGUAUUUUAUUAAAAAAAAUUUACAAUGGAAAAUAUGAGGCAACGGAUGCGCCAUUUGUUUCGCCGAAACAAAAGGCGCUUCCGUCCAACCACGGCACCAACAACUGAACAAAAAGAAGAGCACGCUGCAGAUGAAAAGCCAGAAGCUAAUGAUGCAUCUGCUAAGGAGGUGGUAGAAAUAGAAAUAAUACCUUUACCUCUGGCAGAAGAUGAAAUGCCCACCUACUUCCAUGUGGGCGCCUUGGCAAAGGAGUGCCUCAGCAACGGAUUCAAGAUCGGCGCCUGGCAGCUGCAAUGCACCACAAGGACGAACACAGAUUUCAAUAUAAGCACCUUUGGAGAGGGCUAUCCUACUAUGGAGUCAAUCUUUGGGGGCCUGGAGGUGUUCAAGGAUUUUGGCAACUAUAGUAUGUCUCUUAGUUGGCUUACUAACAAUGAUUUUCUAUCAGAAAUUGAAGGGCGUGGGAUAAGUUUUGGUAGUAAGCUUUAUGCCCAACUGAAGUCUGUAAUUGGCACGAAAGACGAAGUGACAUUUAAAACCAAGAUAAAAUGUGGUUUUGAACGUAAACCAGUAAAAAUGGAACUAGUGGUGCCGCUCUACAAGGAACCACUUUUCUUGGGCUAUGUCGUUGUUACUCCAAUGGAAAAUUGGAUACUGGGAUAUCGGACUAUUUACGACUUUGAUGCCAAGGGAUUCGAUAAGCAUGCUUUCUGCUUGGGCUAUUAUAAUGAUAGGACUGAAGUGGGCUUGAAACUAGAGAAUUUUGAGGACCUCAGAGGAUCGAUCUUCCAAAGAAUUGGCGAUGCCUGGGGCUUUGCUUUGAAAUCAAAUCUCUAUAGUUCCGCAAAUGUAAAACAGUUCGCGGUUGGUGUUCAGUACGACUUUAACAAUGGAACGUUGGUGAAGGUCAAGUUCCGGGAGGACACGAGAACUGGGUUCGUCUUUCAAUCGAAAAUAGGCGAAAAUGUCGAUGUCAUGUAUCAUUUGGCCUUUGAUGCAAAUUCUCCUGUUAAAGGGAACAAAAGGAUUGGAGUUUCCUGGUACUUUCACUCUUAAAAUAAAACAGUAGUAGUGUUUACUUUUGUACGACAA